Molecule: messenger RNA, 1140 nt
Organism: Cannabis sativa
Lineage: Eukaryota; Viridiplantae; Streptophyta; Magnoliopsida; Rosales; Cannabaceae
Product: FCS-Like Zinc finger 5
Exons: 2
Coding region: 180-716 (178 amino acids)
Source: RefSeq, a predicted model, not a curated record
UUGUAAAUAUUGGCCUCCUCCAUCAACGGUCCAGAUUCAUUCUCACAUCUUCUCCCAUCUCAUAUAUCUAUCUCCCUUCCCAUUCCACUCCCUUCAUCACUCUCCCCACUCUCUCUCUCUCUCUCUCUCUCUUAAAGUUUUUGAGAGAGAAACCAAUCCAACAAAACCAAAACGAAAAGAUGUUACUCGGAAAGCGUCCCCGACCUCCAAUCAAGAGAACCAUAAGCAUGACCGGCAUCACCGUUGAUCCGAGCAGUGAGGAAGCCCCUGAGCCGUCUGAUCCCCAGAUCCCCAUCUCAUCGAACCUGGAACAAUCUUCAGGGCAUCAUCAUCCUCAUGUUGAUGAUGGGUCUCAGAACAACAACAUGUGCAUGAAUUUUGGUAGCAAAGGGUAUCAGGAUUCAUUCAUGUCCAUCUUGUCUCCCAGAAUCCAGAGGAGAAACUCCGCCGAUUUCAUCGAGACCGCUCACUUCCUGCGCACGUGCGGCCUCUGCAAGCGUCGUUUGGCCUCCGGUCGAGACAUCUACAUGUACAUGGGAGAUACAGCCUUUUGUAGCUUAGAAUGUAGAGAGAAACAGAUGAGGCAAGACGACAGAAAAGAGAAGUGCAUGGGAGCAUUGGCGGCGUCUACAAACGACCAACGCCGCGAAACGACGUCGUCUGCUAAGGCCUCGUCAUCAUCAGCUGGUAAAAGCCAGACAGUGGCAGCCGCUUGAUUUCAAUUUUAAAAGAAGAAAAAGAAAAAUUGGACGGAUGGCUUGAGAUCGAUCUAGAAAGAAAGAUAGUGAAGAAUGACGUUAAAAAAAAAUAGGGAAGAGAAUGAGAUGAGUAAUUGAUAAUAGAAGAGAGAAGUGCAAUCGCCUUUCUAUAAACAUCACUCCCCCCAAAAAAAAAAUACCCACUAUAUUGUCACUAUCUACUUAAUUAUAUAUAGUAAUUAGUACUCUACUGCUUUUUCCUGUAAUGAAACAAAAUAUAUAGUUAUGUCUACCAUUAUUGGAAAGAGAUUAAAAAAAAAAAAUUAAAAGAAGGGUGUGUGUAGUCGUUUUGUGGACGUAAAAUUCUUAAUGAGCAUGUAAAAUAGAGUUGUGAUCCCCUUAUGAUUCAGAAUUAAUCAACUUUUUUCCUUUUCACUUUGAA